Molecule: messenger RNA, 1790 nt
Organism: Quercus lobata
Lineage: Eukaryota; Viridiplantae; Streptophyta; Magnoliopsida; Fagales; Fagaceae
Product: Hyp O-arabinosyltransferase-like protein
Exons: 10
Coding region: 359-1450 (363 amino acids)
Molecular function (GO): glycosyltransferase activity
Source: RefSeq, a predicted model, not a curated record
UAAUAAGAAGACUUUUCAAAUCUCACUCGUCAGAACUCUCCUCUCAUUAUCCUUUCCCACUGGAUCCAAAACCACCCAUCUUCGAAUCUCGCUGUCCCUUCACACACGUCAAGCUUUUCUGGGUACCCAUUUGGAUUCUUUAGUUUGCUUGCUGGAACUAUAUUUGUGUGGUUAACUCGUGAACCUCAUCUGGGAAGUUGUACCAUAUAAAUAUAGUGUUUGAUGCUGUUACGUGGUUAAUGGUAAAAGUUUCAACUUUUAAGGAAUAAAGGGGUGUUCAUUUUGGAGCUGUUCUGAAUAGGAAAAUUAGUCUCUUAUGAGCUUGGAGAAUCUGGUUUUGAUUUUAUUAUAGCCAACUAUGAUUGGUAGAAAGAACAUGGGACGGGCUUCACCAAUAUUGCUGGUACUGUUGGCUCUUGGGUUUUUCUUUGCAACAUAUAAUUUGUUGACAAUGAUAUUCCACUAUAGAUCUAGUGGGAAUAGGGAAGGUGCAUUAUCAUCUGACCCGAUUAUUGAGAUGCCUGAGAGUGCGAGGAAUCUGAAGAAUGCCAAGUUACCAUUCCAUAUUGCAUUAACAGCCACGGAUGCUCCUUACAGCAAAUGGCAGUGUCGCAUCAUGUACUACUGGUAUAAGAAGCAGAAGGAGUUGCCAGGAUCAGAGAUGGGAGGAUUCACUCGGAUUUUGCAUUCAGGUAAUCCUGACAACUUGAUGGAUGAGAUUCCUACAAUGGUGGUUGAUCCUCUUCCUUCAGGUCUUGAUCGGGGAUACGUUGUCUUAAAUAGACCAUGGGCCUUUGUGCAAUGGCUACAAAAGGCGACAAUAGAGGAAGAAUACAUUUUGAUGGCAGAGCCUGAUCACAUCUUUAUAAAGCCACUGCCUAAUUUGGCACGUGUGGGAUAUCCUGCUGCCUUUCCAUUUUUCUACAUUAAGCCUGAUCAGCAUGAGAAAAUUGUAAGGAAGUUCUAUCCUGAGGAGAAAGGCCCUGUGAAAAAUAUUGAUCCUAUUGGCAAUUCUCCUGUAAUUAUCAAGAAGGAUAUAUUGGAGAAGAUUGCACCUACAUGGAUGAAUGUUUCUUUGAAAAUGAAAGAUGAUCCAGAGACUGAUAAAGCUUUUGGAUGGGUUUUAGAAAUGUAUGCCUAUGCUGUAGCUUCUGCUUUGCAUGGUGUGCAGCAUAUUCUUCGCAAAGACUUUAUGCUGCAGCCCCCAUGGGAUACGGAACUUGGAAAAAAGUUUAUCAUUCAUUACACUUAUGGAUGUGACUACAACUUAAAGGGUGAGCUAACAUAUGGGAAAUUUGGGGAGUGGCGAUUUGAUAAGAGAUCAUAUUUACGUGGACCUCCACCAAAAAACCUCGCCUUGCCCCCUCCAGGGGUACCCGAAAGUGUGGUCACCCUUGUUAAGAUGGUGAAUGAAGCAACUGCCAACAUUCCUAAUUGGGGAACAGAAUGAACAUAUGCUAGCCAUAAAAUUUUAAUUUUUGGAAAAGGAAAUUUUUUAAUGUUAUUCAUCCUCCUAGAAUGAUUCAUCUACAAGAACCUCAGGUUAAAUGUCUUCAGUAAGAGAGAAAAGAAUAUAGAUAGAAAAUAAGGUCAUUUUAAUGCUUUUCUUUAGAUCUUAGUCAAACUCACACACUGGGAAUGGUUAAACAUAAGUGCAAUGCAAAAUAGAUUCCCAUCAUACCAUACACCUGAGACUGUAGAUAAGUUGAACUAAGCUGAACAGUAAGGUGAUCAUGUUUAGUUUGCAUACUUUGUUAUAGAAUUGAAGCUGGACUUUCCAUUCCUGUGGU